GGAAAGUUUCCCGCCAUUUCACUUUAAGGAGUGGAAGGUCAAAUAUCCGCCCCCCCCCCCCCCGUUCUCUCCCCCACAUUUUCUACACUCAUUGGAGGCCCCAGCCUACGCCGCUUUACCCGCAAGGCAAGCAGCGGGACGAGACGGGCAGGAGAGAAAACCAUGAUCCUGAGGACCGAGUACAAAGGCGACAGACCAAGACACUCGAAAAGUACUCAGCGACUGCGGAAAACCAGGAGGGCGCAAAAGACCGCGACGAGAAAGAAACCAAGAGGGUUGAGCGCGGGCCCGCAGCCGGCGGCCGGAGGAGGGGCACUGCCGUUGCGAGGAGGAGGGGGCGGAGGGCGGGUUCGCCCCCCUCGACUCCGGAUUGGUCGCGCCCAGAGAGUCGAGUGACGUCAGCCGGGGAGAACGCCUGAUUUGUGUGAUGGGCGCGGGCAGGCGGAGGAAGCUCAGUGCGCAGGCGCAGCUUGUCGACUCCUCUCGCCCCAGCGCUCCGGCCCAGCUCUCGCGGACAAGUCCCGACAUCCCGCGCCCCCUCUCCGGGACCGCCCCCUCCUCCCUCUCGGCGUCGUCGAAGAUAAACAAUAGUUGGCCGGCGAGCGGCGAGUCUGUCUCCCGCCGCCGGAUUCGGCGGGCUGCGUGGGACCGGCGGGAUCCCGGCCAGCCGGCCAUGGCGGGGCUGUACUCGCUGGGAGUGAGCGUCUUCUCCGACCAGGGCGGGAGGAAGUACAUGGAGGACGUUACUCAGAUCGUGGUGGAGCCCGAGCCGACGGCUGAAGAAAAGCCGUCGCCACGGCGGGCGCUCUCGCAGCCGUCGCCUGCGCGGCGGUCCCCGGCCUCUUUUCCCGGCAGCGAAGUGUCGGGGAAAGGCCCAGCGGCUGCAGCCCGAGACGCUUGCGACCCUUCCCCGGACGCCGGGGCCUCACCGGCGCCCGGCCGCUGCUGCCGCCGCCGUUCCUCUGUGGCCUUCUUCGCCGUGUGCGACGGGCACGGCGGGCGGGAGGCGGCACAGUUUGCCCGAGAGCACUUAUGGGGUUUCAUCAAGAAGCAGAAGGGUUUCACCUCGUCCGAGCCCGCGAAGGUUUGCGCUGCCAUCCGCAAAGGCUUCCUCGCCUGUCACCUCGCCAUGUGGAAGAAACUGGAAUGGCCAAAGACUAUGACAGGUCUUCCUAGCACAUCAGGGACAACUGCCAGUGUGGUCAUCAUACGGGGCAUGAAGAUGUAUGUAGCUCAUGUAGGUGAUUCUGGGGUGGUCCUUGGAAUUCAGGAUGACCCGAAGGAUGAUUUUAUCAGAGCUGUGGAGGUGACACAAGACCAUAAGCCGGAACUUCCCAAGGAAAGAGAACGAAUUGAAGGACUUGGUGGCAGUGUCAUGAACAAGUCUGGGGUAAACCGUGUAGUUUGGAAAAGACCUCGGCUCACUCACAAUGGACCUGUUAGAAGGAGCACAGUUAUUGACCAGAUUCCCUUUUUGGCAGUAGCAAGAGCACUUGGUGAUUUGUGGAGCUAUGAUUUCUUCAGUGGUGAGUUCGUGGUAUCACCUGAACCAGACACAAGUGUCCACACUCUUGAUCCCCAGAAGCACAGAUAUAUCAUCUUGGGGAGUGAUGGACUUUGGAAUAUGAUUCCUCCCCAAGACGCCAUCUCAAUGUGCCAGGACCAAGAGGAUAAAAAAUACUUGAUGGGUGAGCCUGGACAAUCUUGUGCCAAAAUGCUUGUGAAUCGGGCACUAGGCCGCUGGAGGCAGCGUAUGCUCCGGGCAGAUAACACUAGUGCCAUAGUAAUCUGCAUCUCUCCAGGAGUGGACAAUCAGGGACACUUCACCAAUGAAGAUGAGCUCUAUCUGAACCUGACUGAUAGCCCUUCUUAUAAUAGUCAAGAAACCUGUGUGAUGACUCCUUCUCCAUGUUCUACACCACCAGUCAAGUCAUUGGAAGAGGAUCAAUGGCCAAGACUCAACUCUAAGGACCAUAUACCUGCUCUUGUUCGUAGUAAUGCCUUCUCAGAGAAUUUUUUAGAGGUCCCAGCUGAGAUAGCUCGAGGGAGUGUCCAGGCUGUGGUUAUACCCUCAAAAGAUCCAGAGCCACUUGAAGAAAAUUGCACUAAAGCUCUGACUUUAAGGAUACAUGAUUCUUUGAAUAAUACCCUGUCAGUUGGCCUUGUGCCUACAAAUUCAACAAAUACCAUCUUGGACCAAAAAAAUUUAAAGAUGUCAACUCCUGGUCAAAUGAAAGCUCAAGAAGUUGAAAGAACCCCUCCAGCAAACUUUAAAAGGACAUUGGAGGAAUCCAACUCUGGCCCCCUUAUGAAGAAGCAUAGACGAAAUGGCUUAAGUCGAAGUAGUGGUGCUCAACCUGGAAGCCUCCCCACAACCUCACAGAGGAAGAACUCUGUUAAACUCACCAUGCGACGCAGACUUAGGGGCCACAAAAAAAUUGGAAAUCCUUUACUACAUCAGCACAGGAAAACUGUCUGUGUUUGCUAAAAAGUAUCUGGGAAUCAAAGUUUUCCAAACUUAGGAUAUAAGAGGGCUUUUUAAAUUUGGCACCGAAGUUGAACUUUUUCUAAGGGGACAAAAUAAAAAGAGUAUACAGUUUGACUUUUUGGAAUUUAACAGUUUUAUCCUGGCCUUGUAUUUGCUUGUAUUAUAAUUGUGAAUUUUGUAGAUGUUAGGAUAUAAGUUGCUGUACAAUGUGUGUAAAUUUGUAUCCUUCACACAAACUCAGUCUCUUAUUCUGAUACACAGUAAUUGUGACAACAGGGCUAAAUGUUUUAAAAAAUCGGAAGAAUCUAUUAGAUUUUAGAAAUACAUUUAAACUUUUUAAAUGCUUAUUAAAAAUUUGUACAAGCCACUUGUGAUGAAAACAACACAACUUUUUAAAGUAAAUUAUUAAGCAGACUGGAAGAGUGAUGUAUUUUAUUUUCAUAGUGACCUGUGUUCCACUUAAUGUUUCCUAGAGACUACUCGUGUCUUUUAAAAAUUAUUUUUUAUUUCUAAUUUCAUAAUUCAGAACUAAAUUUUUCAUAGAAGUGUUGAGCCAUGCUAAAGUUAGCUGGAUGUUAGUUUCCUUGUCCUAAUUAAAACACUAUGCAGUAUCUUUUACUUCAUUAGCAUUUUUCUAAAACAUUAACCAUCAGAUAUACUCAUUGAAUCUUGGUGUGUGUUUGGCUAAAACAAUACCCUUCUCAGUCUUCCCAGACCAAUGGCAUUAUUAGGUGUUUAAAUAGUUACCUUCUAGUGUUUGCUUAAAUAUGUGAAGUUUUUCUUGCUAUUUCAAUAACAGAUGGUGCUGCUAAUUCCCAACAUUUCUUAAAUUAUUUUAUAUCGUACAGUUUUCAUUGAUUAUAUGAGUAUGUUUGUUCAUCUAAUAAAUCAGUGAGCUGUUCUUCAUGUAACUGGAUUUUUGUUGGUGGUUUGUUUUAAUGGUAUAUAUUAAUAAUAGUCUAUUGCGCUAUGAUAAUGCUUUAGAGUAAUGACUUAAAAUAUGUGUAAUACUCAGUUUUAAACUGAAUUUUUAAUUUUAAUAUAGAAUGCAUAGAAACAAAAUAUCCAAAAAGAAUAUGAUUAUGAUUUAUGAGUAUUUGGUGAAAUAUGUAGUGAUUAACCAUGAAUAAAACAGGGUCUGGAGAUGUAAUUCAGUGGUAGAGUGCUUGCCUAGUAUGUGUAAGGCGUUGGGUUCCAACCCCUAGGUGUUGGGUUCCAAAAAAACAAGCAAACCAAAAAACCCCACACCCCACUAUUUAUACUUUUGUAAUAUAGGGGGGAAAGGGACAAUACUAAAACACCAAUGAGUAUGUAAUUUUGGUGUGGUGCAUUGUGUUCUGUGAGAAAAAAAAUUUUUAUUAAUUAGGCAAGAUAUCUCAUUGAGAGAUUAGUGAGUUAAUUCAUGGGGUGGGGUUGUAACUCAGUGAUACAAUGCUUACUUGGUAUGGCUGAGGCCCUGGGUUCAAUCUCCAGCAUGAAAUUUUUAAAAAAUGUAUUUUAGACAUGCAACAUUGAUUAUGUCACAUAUACUAGAAACUAUGUACUUGGAAGCAUACCAAUUGUCUAUGGAAGGAUUAAUUGAGAACCAAUGAUGGAGGUAAAUGUUAUUUGUGGCUGCUUUGUUGGUUUGAAUUCUUUUGUGGUGGGUAUUAAACCUAGGACCUGCUUGCUAAGUAUGUGCUUUACCACAGCUACAUGCCUAGCCCUGUGUGGCUGGUUUUUAAGGAUUUUUUUUUUCCUUGUGGUACUGGGGAUCAAACCCAGGGCCUCAUACAUUCCAGAAGUGCUCUACCAUUGAACUACAACCCCAGCUUAAGGAUUUUUGAAUAUUGAGGAAUUUGUUUUUCAUAUCUUUCCAAGAUAAAGACAUAGCAACUGAUAGACAAUUUUGGAGUCAAUUCAUUGUGAAGGAAUUUUCCAUCUUUUAUAUCUAUGAUAUUUUAGCUGCACCAAGUAGAAAUUCAGCAAAUAUAUGUGUAUAUUAAAGUCUGUUUAGCUAUUUUUCACGUUUAUCUCCUAGUGGUUGUAAAUAAAAUAUUCCUAUACAUGAAGUUAAAAUUUGCACUUGAUUAAUGUAAUGGAUUAUGUAAUCUUUAUUUUUCAAAAAAAUAUUUUCCAGUGCUGGAUAAGAAACUUGGAGACUCACACAGGCAAGUGCUCUGCUACUGAGCAAUAGCCCCAUAAGGUGUGUACUAGCAUCAAUGAACAAUGCUAUUUUCAUCAUAAAGAUACCUGAAAACUUAAGUAUAUUUGGGGGUAAAAUAUACUAUGCCAUUAACAAAAGUUAAGAACUUAAAUU
Sciurus carolinensis (gray squirrel) is the source of this 4787-nucleotide messenger RNA. It is a transcript of the gene Ppm1d, whose product is annotated as protein phosphatase, Mg2+/Mn2+ dependent 1D. Gene Ontology annotation, cellular component: nucleus; cytosol. The coding region runs from base 428 to 2488 and encodes 686 amino acids. The transcript has 6 exons. Gene Ontology annotation, molecular function: protein serine/threonine phosphatase activity; cation binding; mitogen-activated protein kinase binding. Gene Ontology annotation, biological process: protein dephosphorylation. The record is from RefSeq and is a predicted model, not a curated record. Lineage: Eukaryota; Metazoa; Chordata; Mammalia; Rodentia; Sciuridae.